Messenger RNA from Scomber scombrus (Atlantic mackerel), 762 nucleotides. RefSeq names its product galactose-specific lectin nattectin-like. The record is from RefSeq and is a predicted model, not a curated record. NCBI's taxonomy places the organism in Eukaryota, Metazoa, Chordata, Actinopteri, Scombriformes, Scombridae. The coding region runs from base 1 to 762 and encodes 253 amino acids. The transcript has 6 exons.
AUGUUAAGGACCUCAGUUGUGGAGGCGGCUGCCCAGAGUUAUGGCCAGAAGGUCAUUGGUGCCUGUCAGGGUGGUAACCUGAGAACCUGCUGGUGGACAACAGCGGUGAAGGAGGCCAUCAAGCUGAAGAAGGAAGGCUGGCCCAGGGGUCUUCUGAAGCAGCAGAGGAGUACCAACAGGACAAAAAAGCUCAGCUCAGGUGUGGAUGAGAUUCACCCUGAGAUGCUGAAGGCCCUGGACAUUGUUUGGUUGCCAUGGCUGACAUGCCUCUUCAAUGUCACAUGGAGGAUGGGGACAGUGGCCGUGGACUUGCAGACUGAGAUGAUGGUUCCCAUUUUUCAAAAACAGGGACCAGAGGAUUGCCAUGUGUGCCCACCUGGUUGGACUCAGUUUGAGAAUCAUUGUUACGUGUUCGGCCACGUUGAAAAGGACUGGGCUGAUGCAGAGCAUGCAUGCACUCUCAGCGGUGGGAAUCUUGCUUCAAUCCCCAACACAAAAGUGUACAACUUCAUCAGAGAUAUCAUUCAUAGAUUAACUGGCAAACAUACAGUAGCUUGGGUUGGAGGCUACGAUGCAACAAAGGAGGGUGUGUGGCUGUGGAGCGAUGGCAGCAAGUUUGACUUCAAAGGCUGGUCUAGCGGAGAGCCUAACAAUGCUGGUGGUCAUGAGAAUUGCUUGGAGAUCAACUUCAGAGAAAAAGACUUGGUCAACGAUGUAAACUGUGGCUUGAAGAGGUCUUUUGUGUGUGCCAAGAGCCUGUGA